Apiotrichum porosum is the source of this 3234-nucleotide messenger RNA. RefSeq lists its product as uncharacterized. Gene Ontology annotation, cellular component: nucleus. The record is from RefSeq and is a predicted model, not a curated record. The transcript is spliced from 4 exons. Lineage: Eukaryota; Fungi; Basidiomycota; Tremellomycetes; Trichosporonales; Trichosporonaceae. Bases 1 to 3234 code for a protein of 1077 amino acids. Gene Ontology annotation, molecular function: RNA polymerase II cis-regulatory region sequence-specific DNA binding; DNA-binding transcription activator activity, RNA polymerase II-specific. Gene Ontology annotation, biological process: regulation of transcription by RNA polymerase II.
AUGGCGGACCAGGGGCUCUCGCUCCUCGACGACACGCCCCAGGCGACUCCCCUCGACCUCUUAAUCAAUGCCAUCUCCGGUUCCGGCCAGUACAGCUUCACCGGGGACGACGGCGGUGGAGCGGGCGGCAACGGCAACGACGCGACUGGUGCUGCAACUGGUGACGCAAUGGCUGCCUAUCUCGAGGGUGAGGCCGCCAGCAACGCCCAUGCUGGACCAAGCAGUGGGGCUCGUGCUGUAGACCUUUCGAGGAAGCGCACUCUCGAUGGCGACGACGAUCCGCAUUCCCCACGCGAGAACAAGAUUGCUCGCACCCUCACCUCACACUUUGCCGCCUCGCGUCCGACCACUGGCAUUAGCGCGGCGCAGCGUACAUUCUCAACAAUCGAGGUCUGGCAUCCCAAGACGGGCCAGAAGAGCUAUGGAAAGGAGCGUCGUAUCCUGCAGCCACCACCAACCCUGCGUGUGACUGGUCCACUGGCACCUCUCCUCUCCACUGUGACACUGUCAUCGCACCCCAACCCCGACCCCCCACAGGGCCAUAUCACUUUCUCUACCCAGACGCACCGUCUCGGCGAACAGCAAGAACCCGUCCCGGAGCUCUACGUUCGUGCAACCAAGAAGGCUGAGCGAGAAGAGCGCCGUCGCCGUUUGCGAGAGGCAGCAGCCAAGACUGGCUGGGGAAGCACACUCCCGUGGGAACGCAACCGCAACAACGUCCGCGACCGAAACGAACUGACCGACGGUAUCGCCUUCCCUGGCCUGUGGGUCGGUGAGGAAACGGGCAAGAGCAAAGAGUUUCGCCUCGAGCUCUCUAUCGGUCCCCCGGGGCUUGACAAUGAGGUCGACCACACGGCCAACGGCCUGGAUACUGGAGAGACUGUUGUUCCCCAGGCCGAGACGCCCCUUACCUCCGCCACCCAGCCGAUUGAUGAGGCCGCCCUCCGCCGCGUGCUCGGUGCGACUGGUAUGGACCCUUUGAUGUCCUUGGGAGAAGGAGACGUGCCAGAACCAGGUGUCCACGACGACGGCAAGGGUCUUGUCCACCACCUGGCUGCUGCCAUUGAUCCGGUACUGGAGGCCGAGUCAUCCACCGCUAUCCCUCCCACCCCUCCCAUGGACGAAGCUGCUGCUGUCGCUGUCGCCUCCACUCCUCCGUUUGUCCCUAAACCUUGGGCCACGUUCGUCUCGGACCCUCUCACCAUUGUGUCCAAGCCCUCGCAGAAGACGGCCAAAGCACGGUCUAUGGCUAGCUGUCUGUCAACCACCGACGCCUUUGCGCUGUACGUGCGUGUCAACGCCCAGACGGUGAGGACAAAGUUUAUGAAGCUCGACGAUGGCGACACGGACACACCGGCCCUCGCUGCCCGCCCUGGCAAAUGGUCACCAUUCCGCUUUGACGUCUUGUACCGUGCUCAACCCCCCGAGCCCGAGGACAAGGGCCAGCGCACGCGCUUCAAGCUCGAUCUGGAUCGCGAGAACGGCGUCAUCACGUAUGGCUCCAUUGUGCAGCUCGUCGAGGUCCAGUCUGGCGUUCGCUCAGACCCGCUGCGCCUGGUGCGCGUGGACAAGAACGAGGUUGUGGUGGACGCCGACAGGGGCCACCCUGUGUCGGAGCUGCAACGCGUUGGCCUUGUGCGCGUUGUGGACGGCGUCGAUGACAUGGAAGGCGGGUCGAGGUGGUACCUGUCUGCCCCGGGCGCGGUGGCUGGUGCCGGCGAAGUGAACACGACACGCGCGCGGCCAGGCAAGCAGGUCAAGACGGACGCUGAGGGCAGUGCGGCCGCCGUCCCCGAGACGCUGGGUGGGCUGGACAGCAUUGACCCGGCCCUCGAUGAGGCGACCGACCCAAAGCCAGAUCUGAUCCCGGAAGCUGAAUCCUCUACUCGUCCCCGCAAGAAGAAGACCAAACGUCAUGCCCUCGCCCGGGCCGCUAUCACUGAGGAGGAGCAAGGCAGUACAGCGGCUGGACUAGGCUGGCACCGCUCGCGGAGGCGCGAGGUCGAACAGACCGUCACCGAGGGCGGGGUCACCUCGACGCGUACAGCGACCGUCGAGACUGUCGACGACUGGAUGUGCUGGGUGCUCACUGGUGUCUGGUGCUUUUCGUACUCGUUCUUCAACGGGCUAGGCGACACCGAUCCACUGCCCAAGGCUCCCAUCGACCCCGUACCGCGUCUGCUUGUCGACCCCGUUUUCCACAUGGACACCAACUCGCUCGACCUGACGCUUUCAUACUUUUUCAUGCCCGACGCCGAGGGCCACACUCUGCCGCAACCGCUUAGCGUCUACCUGGGUCCCAUCGGUCCACUGCGUGCCACUACUUGGCGCUCGCAAGCGCCCAAAGAAAAGUACUAUGACCCCGGGGCGCUGUAUCCGGCUCUCCCUUACACCGAAGGACUGGGCGACAACAACCUUCCCAUCCCUGAUGGCCGUCGCGUGUUCAGCAACUAUCCCAAUUCGGUUCCGCACACGAUAGCCAUGGUGGAGCUGCCACCACUGGACGAGAUCCUGCGCGUCAUGAACGAGUACAGCAGCGCACAGGCCGCCGCCGUCAUUGACGCCGAGGACCCGCCGCCCCCUACGGCGCCCGAGCCGGCGGAACCCGGAGCCGAGGAUAACGCGUGGUUUGGCGUGAUGGGCUCGACUGGUGAGCUCACCAUUCAAGAGGCGCUCCGCAACGCCGGCAAGCAGCACAGCUCGGAAGCGCACCACCACCACGACGUUGCGGCUGCGCUCGCUGGUCCCGUCGAGGCCGACUCGACACUUGGCAAGGUCGGCGAUGAGUUUGGGAUCGAGCAGCUCGGCGACAACCUUAUCGAUCCGGCACUGGACGGCCCUGGCGGUGACGCUGCUGCUGCUGCUGUUACUGCUACGGACGUCGCAGACGGGGCCGACGUCACGGCAGCUGCGGCUGCUGCUGCUGCUGCUGCUGUGCUGUCUGACGCGCAAGCGAGCGGAGGGGGAGGAGGCGGCGCCAACUCGAUUGCCGUGCACCGGCCCGACCGCGCAGGCAAGGACAGCCUGGCCGCGCUGCCACUGCUGGUCGUGCGACCAGAUGGCGUGGGCCACAGUAUUGGCUGGAGCGUCGUUGCUGCCCGCGCGUCGGCAGCGGGCGCGGGGGCUUCGGGGGCUGGCAAUGGCAACGGCAACGGCACGGCCGGAGCUUCAGGUGCUCCGUGGGGGCUUCGGGUUGUUCAGACGUCUGCGCGGGGACAAAGUCUCGCGUGGUAG